UAAGCUUUAUUGCGCCACAAUUAAGCGUCAAAUGCAAAUGUUAGUUAGCGACUAACGGAGCAUGCCAGCUUGUUAGCACAGCGAGGAAUUUCCUGUAAACUUCACAGUUGGGAGUCAGCAUGUUAUUGUAGCUGUUUACUUUGGCAACAUUAGAAAUAACGAAAAAAGGGGAAAACUGAAGGUGUCAUGGCGGAGAAGGAAACAGUCGAAAAGUGGACAGACGCGCCUGUAAAGGGUCAAGCUUCCAUCAAAUCAGAAUUCCUAACGACCAAAGAAAAAUUUCAUGGCUUUGUAGACUCAGAGUGGCAGGGCCCAAAAGGAGACGGUGCCACUGAAAAUGAGACGUCUCAUGAGACGAAUGAGGCGGCCGUGGAGGAACCCGAGUCUAAAAAGCUCAAACUGGACUCUGAAGAUAGUACUAACACAGGAAAACCAGAUGGUAAACGUCUUCGGGGACAGAAUAAGUCAAGGCCGCACACGAAGCCUACCACUUAUGAUGAAAAACGACUUUGUCUCUCAGUCCUCCAGAAGCGGGAAUGCCCGUUUGGAGAGAAAUGCCACUUUCACCACAACAUUGCAGAUUACUUGUCCUCUAAGCCCGCUGACAUCGGGGAAAGCUGUUACCUCUAUGAAACAUUUGGAAAGUGCAUGUAUGGUCUCUCCUGCCGCUUUGCCAAAGCACACACUACUCCCGACUUCACAACCAUGGAGAAGGCAGAUCUGGUCAAGACGCUCGAAGGCAGAACUUUUGUGAAGAACAGCUUGAGUAAAGACCUCCAGAAUCGCCUGAGGAAGCGUUCGGUACCCUUCAAGAAGUCAGCAGAGUACCUGAAGACACUGUCAAACGACAAAGAUAAAAAAGGACAGCAAGGGAAUGGAAAUGCUUGUGCAGCUCCAGCAGAAGAAAAGCAGCAUCUUUCUACCGAAGAACAGCUGCAGGCUGGGGAAGAUAAACCGUCUCCGGUCAAGACUAUUGGCCCACUGACUGACGCAGAUGUCAUCAAGUUGCGCCCAAGUGAAAAGAAGAAAGUGGACUUCCAAGACAAGCUGUACCUGGCUCCUCUAACAACCUGUGGAAAUCUUCCUUUCCGUCGUGUGUGCAAACGCUUCGGUGCAGACAUAACCUGCGGUGAGAUGGCCAUGUGCACAAACCUGCUGCAGGGGCAACAGUCAGAGUGGGCCCUGUUAAAGAGGCAUGAAAGUGAAGAUCUCUUCGGUGUCCAGGUGGAGGGUUGUUUCCCGGACACCAUGACGAGGUGCGCAGAGCUCAUUAACAACAACGCCGACGUCGACUUUGUGGACAUCAACUCUGGAUGUCCCAUUGAUCUCGUUUACAAGAAGGGCGGUGGCUGCGGCUUGAUGACGCGUACCAGAAAGUUUGAACAAAUAAUCAAAGGAAUGAAUUAUGUCCUCGAUGUCCCUUUAACAGUCAAGAUCCGCACUGGUGUUCAGGAGAAGUCCAACAUAGCACACAAGCUCAUUCCAGAGAUGAAGAAUUGGGGCGUUUCCAUGAUCACACUGCAUGGCCGGUCCAGGGAGCAGCGCUACACAAAGUUAGCUGACUGGGACUACAUCUCCACAUGUUCUAAGCUGGCAAGCCCCAUCCCACUUUUUGGCAAUGGAGACAUUCUGUCCUAUGAGGAUGCCAUGAGAGCGAGAGAGACCGGAGUUUCUGGUAUCAUGAUUGCAAGGGGUGCCCUCAUUAAACCGUGGCUCUUCACCGAGAUAAAGGAGAGCAGACACUGGGACAUCUCGUCCAGCGAGCGUCUGGACAUCCUCAAGGAUUUCACCAACUUUGGCCUGGAGCACUGGGGCUCCGACACGCGAGGCGUGGAGAAGACCCGCAGCUUCAUGCUGGAAUGGCUCUCCUUCAUGUGCAGAUAUAUUCCUGUUGGCCUGCUGGAGCGAGUGCCUCAGAAGAUUAACGAGAGGCCUCCGUACUACAUGGGCAGGAACUAUUUGGAGACACUCAUGGCCAGUCAAAACGUUGGGGACUGGGUCAGGAUAAGUGAAAUGCUGCUCGGACCUGUACCGAAGAAUUUCAACUUCUUGCCGAAACAUAAAGCCAACUCCUAUAAGUGAUUUUUGUGUGUGUGUGUGUGUGUGAGAGAGACUACUAAAAACAUCCAGGUUCUUCUGUUUGUUGUUUUAUUGGUUGUCAAUAUUGAGAUAGAGAAAGUGUUUAAAUGAUAAAGACUAUUGAAUAGUCUAUUUAACCUGUGAUGCAGUAGGAGAAUACAAGGGUGUUUUUGUGACCCACUUCAAAUAUAUGCAAUAAAGUCUUUUGCCACAUUAAAA
This is a messenger RNA of Mugil cephalus (flathead mullet), 2298 nucleotides long. It is a transcript of the gene dus3l, whose product is annotated as dihydrouridine synthase 3-like (S. cerevisiae). Bases 187 to 2082 code for a protein of 631 amino acids. The record is from RefSeq and is a predicted model, not a curated record. Gene Ontology annotation, molecular function: RNA binding; tRNA dihydrouridine synthase activity; flavin adenine dinucleotide binding. Gene Ontology annotation, biological process: tRNA processing. The transcript has 16 exons. Lineage: Eukaryota; Metazoa; Chordata; Actinopteri; Mugiliformes; Mugilidae.